Messenger RNA from Talpa occidentalis (Iberian mole), 5457 nucleotides. RefSeq names its product alpha-1-macroglobulin-like. The record is from RefSeq and is a predicted model, not a curated record. The transcript is spliced from 36 exons. Gene Ontology annotation, molecular function: endopeptidase inhibitor activity. NCBI's taxonomy places the organism in Eukaryota, Metazoa, Chordata, Mammalia, Eulipotyphla, Talpidae. Gene Ontology annotation, cellular component: extracellular region. Bases 7 to 4632 code for a protein of 1541 amino acids.
CACAACAUGAGGGGAAGAAAACUGCCCAGUCCAGUCCUGAUUCUACUUUUUCUGCUACUUCUCAGAGAUGCUUCAGCUGCUCCAAAACCACAGUAUACGGUACUUGUUCCAUCAGAGCUGUUCACCGGGGUUACUGAGAAGGCCUGUGUCCUCCUUAGUCACCUGAAUGAGACAGUGACCCUGAAUGUGAUCCUGGAGAAUGGAUUUCAGACCAGGAACCUCCUCACAGAUCUGGUGACAAAGAAGAACGCCUUCUACUGCAGCCCUUUUGUUAUUCCACAGUUGUUACAAACCUCAGCGUUCAUCACCGUGCAGGUGACAGGGCCAACCCAGCAGUUUGUAAGGAGGAAGAGAAUUUCCUUAAGAGCAGCAGAGAGCCUAGUCUUUGUUCAGACAGACAAACCUAUCUACAAACCAGAACAAACAGUGAAAUUCCGCAUUGUCUCCCUGGAUAUGCGUCUUCGCCCUUUGGAUGAAACGUUCCCAGUGGUUUAUAUUGAGAACCCCCAGAGGAACCGAAUUGUCCAAUGGCAAAAUCUUAAAUUGCAAGGCGGACUCAGCCAACUCUCUUUUCCACUCUCCACGGAGCCCAUUCUGGGUUCCUACAAGGUCGUGCUGCAGAAGGGAUCAGGGAGGAAAACUGAGCAAUUCUUUGAGGUGAAAGAAUACGUUUUGCCCAAAUUUGAAGUCCAAGUGAAAAUGCCCAAGACUAUUGCCUUCACAGAAGAAGAAUUUACGGUCUCCACAUGUGGCCAAUACACAUAUGGAAAGCCUGUCCAUGGCCUAGUGACGAUGAAAGUAUGCAGAAAAUAUACACCACCAUACCAUGGCUGCCAGAGAAGCUAUACACCAAGUAUCUGUGAGGAAUUUACUCAAGAGACAGACAGUGAAGGCUGUUUCACACAACUUGUUAAGACUGAAAAAUUUCAAAUGAGACAAAUGAGCUACGACUUGUCACUACAAGUGGAAGCUAAGAUCAGAGAGGAGGGAACAGAGUUGGAAAUAACUGGGCAUGGAUCAUGUUCUAUCACAGCUAUAUUAAGCAGAGCAGAAUUUAUAAAAGCAGAUUCACAUAUCACACCAGGGAUCCCUUUCUUCGGGCAGGUUCGCCUAUCUGAUGAGAAGAAUCAGCCACUUCCCAAUAAAACUGUAAUUGUCCAAGUGGAUAUGGCUAACCAAACCAGCCUGACUACUAAUGAAGAUGGCUUGGUGGAUAUUUCCAUUGAUACCUCCAACUUCAAAAAUCCUUUAUUUUACAUUCAGGUCAUACACAAAUCUAAUAAUUACUGUUAUAAUUCCUGGUGGCUUGAAGAACAGCAUAUACCAGCAACACACACUGCAAGUCGUAUUUUCUCCCCGAGCAAGAGUUACAUUCAUCUUGCACUUAUUACUGGUACUAUGACCUGUGGGCAAACCCAGGAUAUCCGGGUUUACUACAUCCUGAAUGGACAGAUUCUUAAGGAUGAAAAAGAAUUAACAUUCUAUUACUUGAUCAAAGCAAAUGGAAGACUCUUUCAAUCAGGAACCCAUGUGUUGUCCAUUAAACAAGGAAACAUGAAAGGAGUAUUUUCUUUCUCCAUUCAAGUGGAAUCAGACAUUGCUCCUACUGCCCAGCUGCUUGUUUAUACUACUUUACCUAAUGGAGAAAUGAUUGCAGAUGCGCAGACACUGCAGAUUGAAAACUGUUUUGCCAAUAAGGUCAACUUGAGCUUCUCCUCAGCCCAGGGCCUGCCAGCCUCAGACACCAACCUGAAGGUCACAGCCUCCCCUCAUUCCCUCUGCGGCCUCCGUGCAGUUGACCAGAGUGUGCUGCUAAUGAAGCCUGAAGCUGAGCUCUCACCUGAAAUUGUCUAUAAUUUGCUACAACAAAAGAUGCAGACGGCUCCCUUUUUUGUACAUCUAGAUUUUCUGAAUGAGGAUCAGGAAGAUUGCAUCAAGCCAGAAAACUUGUAUCGCAAUGGAUUCUCUAAUACAGCAGGGCAGGACAUGGCUGCGGAUGACAUUUCCAGUAUCUUUCAGUCUAUAGGAUUAAGUAUUUAUACCAACUCAAAAAUCCGCAAGCCACGUUAUUGUCCAUACCCUCCAGGGUAUCUAGGAAUCCCAAUGGGCUUUGGAGGAGUUGUCCCGCCAGGCACAAUGCCAGUUGCAAUAGACCCGCCAGGUGUAGGAUUCCCGCCAGGCCCAGGAUUCCCGCCAGGCCAAAUACCAGGCGCAGGAGUCCCGCUACGCGCAAUACCAGGCGCAGCAGCCGCACCAGGCACAGGAGCUGUGCCAGGCGCAGCAGGCCUAGGCUCCCCACUCGGACUCGGUUCUGUAUCAUCAAGCAAUGCUGUGGAAUAUAUGAGCGGAAACUUUCUGCAGAGGGAAGAAGAAAAGAAGGAGAUAAUCCGGAAGUAUUUCCCUGAGACCUGGAUCUGGGACUUGGUGGUACUUGAUGUAUCAGGUAGAAGUGAGUUGGCAAUGAAAAUCCCUGACACCAUCACGGAGUGGAAGGCCAGAGCUCUCUGCUUAUCUAACACUACCGGGUUCGGCCUCUCCCCUAUCAUCUCUCUUCAAGCCUUCCAGCCCUUCUUUCUGGAACUCACUCUCCCCUACUCUGUGGUUCGAGGAGAAGACUUCAUGCUCAAAGCCACAGUGUUCAACUAUCUGCCUCACUGCAUUCGGGUCAGCGUACAGCUGGAGGGCUCUCCUGCCUUCUUAGCAGUUCCAGUAGAGGAGAAUGAAGAAUCUCACUGUAUCUGUAGAAAUGGACAGAAAACUGUGUCCUGGGCUGUGAUUCCAAAGUCACUAGGAAAGGUGAAUUUCACAGCUACUGCAGAAGCCCUCCAGUCUCGGGAAAUGUGUGGCAAUGAGGUGCCCCAAGUCCCAGCGCUUGCACAGAAGGAUACCGUAGUCAAGCCGCUAAUAAUUGAGGCUGAAGGAAUAGAAAGGGAGGAAACUUUCAACACAAUGCUCUGUGCAUCAGAAAAUGGAGUACCUGAAAAACUGUCACUAAAACUUCCUUCCAGUAUAGUUGAAGGCUCUGCCAGGGCGACAUAUUCAGUUGUGGGUGAUAUACUAGGCUCUGCAAUGCAAAAUAUUCAGAAUCUUAUUAAGAUGCCCUUUGGCUGUGGAGAGCAGAAUAUGAUUCUUUUUGCUCCCAACAUCUAUGUUCUGAACUAUCUAAAUGUGACACAACAGCUAACGGAGACGAUCAAGUCCAAAGCCAUCGAUCACCUCAUCAGUGGGUACCAAAGACAGCUGAACUACAAGCACAGUGAUGGUUCAUACAGUUCCUUUGGGGAUGAUGAUGGCAGAAGUGAGGGAAGCACUUGGCUCACUGCAUUUGUGCUUAAGUCCUUUGUUCAAGCCCAGUCACACAUCUUUGUGGAAAACUCACACCUCACAAACUCUUUCAACUGGCUCGCAAAGAAGCAAAAGGAAAACGGUUGUUUUCAGCGCUCUGGAACAAUACUGAACAAUGCUAUCAAGGGUGAAGUAAAUGAUGAGGUGACGCUCUCUGCCUACGUCACCAUUGCUCUGCUGGAGAUGCCACUGCCAGUUACUCAUCCAGUUGUCCGCAGUGCUCUAUUCUGCUUGGAAAUGAAAUGGAGAUCCAUCUCAAGGGCCAAAGGAAAUUCUGUCUAUACAAAGGCAUUACUGGCUUACGCCUUUACUCUAGCAGGAAACCAGGCCAGGCGAAAUGAGCUACUUGAAUCACUAGAUAGGGAAGCUCUGAAAGAGGAUGGCUCAAUGCACUGGCAACAUCCUGGGAAACUUCAACAACCCGAAACACUCUAUUUUCAACCCCGGGCUCCUUCUGCCGAAGUGGAGAUGACAUCUUACGUGCUCCUGGCCUAUCUUACUGUCCAGCCUCGCCCAUCUUCAAAAGACCUGUCUGUGGCAUCACGCAUUGUGAAAUGGAUCACAGAGCAACAAAACCCUUAUGGAGGUUUCUCCUCUACUCAGGAUACAAUAGUAGCUCUCCAAGCCAUCUCCAAAUAUGCAGCAAUAACUUUCACUAAAAAAGAGAAAGCAGCAACAGUCACUGUCAAGUCUUCAAACACCUUCUCUGAAGAAUUCCAAGUAGACAAUGCCAACCGCCUUCUGCUGCAGGAGGUUGGGUUACCAGAGAUUCCAGGAGAGUACAGCACAACAGUAUCAGGGUCAGGGUGUGUGUACCUCCAGUCAUCCCUGAGGUAUAACAUCCUGCCCAAGAAGGAAGGGAAAAGCCCCUUCACUCUGAAGGUUGAUACUCUUCCCAAGGAUUGUGAUGGAGUAGACGCUAAUAAAAAAAUCCAGAUUCAUAUCAACAUGAGUUAUACUGGAGAACGACCCAGCUCUAAUAUGGUCAUUGUUGACGUGAAGAUGGUAUCAGGCUUCAUACCUGUAAAAGCAUCUGUGAAAAAGCUUCAAGACAGUCCUGAGAUUCAAAGAACAGAAGUGAACACCAACCAUGUGCUGAUUUACUUUGAAAAGCUAACCAGUCAAGUUGUGAGUUUCUCCUUCUCAGUGGAACAAAGCAUUCAAGUAAAGAAUUUGAAACCAGCCAGUGUAAAAGUCUAUGAUUAUUAUGAGACCGAUGAAUUCACCAUUGAAGAGUACACUAUGCCCUGCAGUGCUGAACCUGAACAAGUACAUGUUUUAAAAUGAAAACUCAGGUAUGAACCUCAUCAGAUGACCUGCUCCAAGAUGAAGAACAGAGACUUAUCAGAAGAAAAGAUAGUGGGAGAAGAAGGAAUGGUAGCUGGAAACAGAUAGAAUCUGUAUGUUGAAAAAAAAUUGUGAUAUUAACACACAAAAAAAUCUUUUUUCUGUUAUUCAUCAAAGCUAGAGUUCACUCCUGAACUAUAUAUCUAUUCUUCAUAGUAUUUUUAAAAACUAAAAAAGCUACACAACAUGGUGCACUCCAAAAUACCACAGAUAAAUAAAAAUGGAAUUUCAAAAAAUGUUUCAUGUAACCCUCAGGGAGGUAGGAGAACAAAGACAAUAUUUUCAAAGAUUGGAAACAACUAAAAUGUCCAUCAAUAAGUGAAUGGUUUCACUAGCUGUGAUAUAUCUAUACCAGGGAAAAGUACUGAACAAUAAAAAGGAACGGAUUAUUGAUAUACACAACUUGGCCGGAUCUCAAAACCGUUAUGCUCAGUGGGGAAGAGAGGUUUAUUUUACAGAGGUCAAAUACUGGUUGAUUCCUUGCACAUAACAGUUUUGAAGUGACAAAAUUAUACAGAUAGAAAACAAAUUAAUGGUUUCCAAGGGUUAAGUACAAUAGUAGGACAAGGGAGGAUGAAUGCGACUAUAAAGGGAAAGCCCUAAAAGUGUCUUGUGGUGAUGGAAUCCUGCAUGUAAAGAAGAAAGUGUCCUGAUUCAAAUCUUUACUUUUAAUUUCAUCUCAAAUUAUUUUGCUAUCUAUUGUGUGGUGAGAAAGUAUAUACCAAAAUUGAAUUUUUUCUCAUGUAGCUUUCUAGUGUAACCAUU